Messenger RNA from Salvia miltiorrhiza (redroot sage), 462 nucleotides. RefSeq lists its product as uncharacterized. The record is from RefSeq and is a predicted model, not a curated record. The transcript has a single exon. The coding region runs from base 1 to 462 and encodes 153 amino acids. Lineage: Eukaryota; Viridiplantae; Streptophyta; Magnoliopsida; Lamiales; Lamiaceae.
AUGGAUAAAGGAGAUGGAGGUUUGGGUUUCAGAGAUAUAACUCCUUUUAAUAAAGCUUUGCUUGCUAAACAAGCUUGGAGGUUGCUCACUAAUGAGUUCUCGUUUAUUGCUCGUUCUCUUAAAGCACGUUACUACCCACGUAAGGAUUUUCUUCUUGCUAGAAAUGCUCAUAAUCCAUCGUUUGUCUGGAAAAGCAUUCUAGGGCGAGAAUUACUUGAGGCUGGUGUGGCUUGGAAGAUUGGCAAUGGCGAGCGUAUACGCAUUGGCACGGAUCCUUGGUUACCUAAGGGAAAUGGCUUGUUCGAGGUGGUUAAGGUGGCAGAUGAGGCAAAAUAUCUUAACGUUAAGAGUCUGUUGGAUGAUGAUGGGUCCUCUUGGGAUUUGCGGAAUCUGGAGGAAACUUUGAAUGGGGAUGAUCGUUGGAGAGUGAUGGCUCAACUACGGAGUAGUCCCCAUGAUUGA